Messenger RNA from Entamoeba histolytica HM-1:IMSS, 2687 nucleotides. Its product is annotated as actin, putative. The coding region runs from base 1 to 2631 and encodes 876 amino acids. Lineage: Eukaryota; Evosea; Mastigamoebida; Endamoebidae. The record is from RefSeq and is a predicted model, not a curated record. The transcript has a single exon.
AUGAGUGGGAAGACAAAGGAGGACAAAAAGAAAUUAAAAGAGGAAGAAAAAAGAAAGAAAGAAGAAGAAAAGAAAAAAAAAGAGGAAGAAAAGAAAAAGAAAAAAGAAGAAGAAAAGAAAAAAAAAGAGGAAGAAAAAAGAAAGAAAGAGGAAGAAAAGAAAAGGAAAGAAGAAGAAAAGAAACACCGUGAUCACAAACAUGAUGAUAAAAAACAUGAAGAAAAAGAUGAAAAUGAUAAAAAAUUGAAGAAAGCAGAGGAAGAAAAGAAAAAGAAAGCAGAAGAAGAGGAUAGACAAAAAGCAGAGGAAGAAGAAAAGAAAAAGAAAGCAGAAGAAGCCAGACAAAAAGCAGAGGAAGAGGCUAAACAAAAAGCAGAGGAAGAAGCUAAACAGAAAGCAGAGGAAGAAGCUAAACAGAAAGCAGAGGAAGAAGCUAAACAAAAAGCAGAGGAAGAGGCUAAACAGAAAGCAGAAGAGGAAGAAAAGAAAAAGAAAGCAGAAGAGGAAGAAGCUAAACAGAAAGCAGAAGAGGAAGAAGCUAAACAGAAAGCAGAAGAAGAAGCUAAACAAAAAGCAGAGGAAGAGGCUAAACAGAAAGCAGAAGAGGAAGAAAAGAAAAAGAAAGCAGAGGAAGAAGCUAAACAGAAAGCAGAGGAAGAAGCUAAACAAAAAGCAGAGGAAGAGGCUAAACAGAAAGCAGAAGAAGCUAAAAAGAAAGCAGAAGAGGAAGAGGCUAAAAAGAAAGCAGAAGAGGAAGAAAAGAAAAAGAAAGCAGAAGAAGAAGCUAAACAGAAAGCAGAAGAAGAAGCUAAACAGAAAGCAGAAGAGGAGGCUAAACAAAGAGCAGAGGAAGAAGCUAAACAGAAAGCAGAGGAAGAAGCUAAAAAGAAAGCAGAAGAGGAAGAAGCCAAAACACUUAACACUUGUAAGCCUAAUGGAAUUGGACAAUCAGCUCACUUAGGAUUAGCUUCACAACCAGGAUUAGCUUCACAACCAGGAUUAGCUUCACAACCAGUAGGAUUAGGACUAAGUUCGACUCCAAGAGCACAACCAGGAUUAGGACUUGGAGGAGGAUUAGGAACACAACCAGCUGGAUUAGGAUUAGGACUUGGGGUAAAUUCAAGACCAACCAUGGGAUUAGGACUUGGAGGACAGCCUGGAAUUGGAAUGCAACCAGCUGGAUUAGGAUUGGGACUUGGAGCACAACCAGGAUUAGGACUUGGAGGAGGAUUAGGAACACAACCAGCUGGAUUAGGAUUAGGACUUGGAGCACAGCCAGGAUUAGGAGGAUUACCACCAAUGGGUGGACUAGGAGGACUUCCACCAAUGGGCGGAUUAGGAGGAUUACCACCAAUGGGUGGAUUAGGAGGAUUGCCUCCAUUGGGAGUGAAUGCACCACAAGAAGAGACUGUAACAGAAGUUGAACAAGUAGGUGAGAAGAAGAAACGAAAAAGACAAAAGAAGAAAAUUAUGAUUUCACAAUCAGCAUUUUUCACACACGAAAAUGAAGAAAAAGCAAAUGCAAUGUUAAGUAAGAUUGCUGAUGAUGCAGUAUUAGUAUUUGAUUGUGGAAGUUCAUUUAUCAAAGUUGGGGUUGCAGGAGAAGAACAACCAAGAAAAGUUAUUCCAACGUGUUAUUGUACAAUAGAAGAUGAAGACUAUGAAGGAGGAGAAAGAAAAGAAUUUGGAUAUAAAGCAAUUGACGAAGAUGAGGGAUUGGUAUGGCCUCUUGAUCCAAGAAAAGACACUGAUUGGGAUGGGUUACUUGCUAUUAUUCAAAAUAUUUAUGAGAAUGAGUUAGAUGGAUGUGAUCCAGCUUCUCAUCCAGUUGUUAUGACAGAAUUACCGAACAUGAAUGAGGUAGCAACAGAUAAAAUCAAAUCUAUGAUGUUUAAUGAUUUGAAUGUUCCAUUUUUAAAAAUAGUUAAUCCAGCAUUAAUGGCGUUGUAUGCAGAAGGUAAAGAAACAGGAGUUGUAGUUGAAAUUGGUAAUAGAAUGCAAAUAGUACCAGCUGUUGAUGGGUAUGUUAUUGAUAGUGCUAUUACUAAAAUUAAAGGUAAUGUCUCUGGACUAACAGAGUAUAUGUCUCGUUUAUUAAGGGCUUGUGGUUAUAUCUACACUACAUCUGCACAAAUGGAAUUAGUAAGAGCAAUUAAAGAGAGUGUGUGUUAUGUCGCUUUGGACUAUGAUGCAGAAAUGAAAAAGAAAGCAAAGGAUGUCAUGAAAGAGUUUCAAGUUCCAGGCAAUGAAAAUACUUCAAAGUUCUUCCAAGAACGAUUCCAAUGUCCAGAGGCUUUAUUCCAACCUGAGAAAGUAGGAAUAGAUGCUGAAGGAGUUCCUUCAAUGUUAUUUUCCACAAUUAAAAAAUGUCCACUAACUUCAAGAAGACCAUUGUUAAAUCAUAUUAUUUUAUCUGGUGGGUCAACAUUAUUCCCUGGAUUACCAGAAAGACUUGAAAAAGAACUUAAACAACUUUGUACUGAAAAUAAGAUGAAUCCAAGAGAUGUUAAGAUAUCGGCAUUACAAAACAGAAAGUACUUAGCUUGGACAGGUGCUGCUUUGUUAGCAGGAAUGUCUACAUUACUUGAUGAAGAAAAGUGCACAAAAGAUUAUUAUCAAGACAACUGUUGAUGAACAUAUCCCACAAAUCAUUUAUUUUAAUUCUAAAUACAAAUUAGUUUGUGUUU